Molecule: messenger RNA, 3776 nt
Organism: Sarcophilus harrisii (Tasmanian devil)
Lineage: Eukaryota; Metazoa; Chordata; Mammalia; Dasyuromorphia; Dasyuridae
Gene: RAD21
Product: RAD21 cohesin complex component
Exons: 13
Coding region: 1-1905 (634 amino acids)
Biological process (GO): mitotic sister chromatid cohesion; replication-born double-strand break repair via sister chromatid exchange; synaptonemal complex assembly
Cellular component (GO): synaptonemal complex; cohesin complex
Molecular function (GO): protein binding; chromatin binding
Source: RefSeq, a predicted model, not a curated record
AUGUUCUACGCUCACUUUGUACUGAGUAAGAGAGGGCCGCUGGCCAAAAUCUGGCUAGCGGCCCAUUGGGAUAAGAAGCUAACCAAAGCCCAUGUAUUUGAGUGUAAUUUAGAAAGCAGUGUGGAGAGUAUCAUUUCACCCAAGGUAAAGAUGGCACUUCGAACCUCAGGACAUCUCUUAUUGGGAGUAGUUCGAAUCUAUCACAGGAAAGCAAAAUAUCUUCUUGCAGACUGUAAUGAAGCUUUUAUUAAGAUAAAGAUGGCAUUUCGGCCAGGUGUUGUUGAUUUGCCUGAAGAAAAUCGGGAAGCUGCUUACAAUGCAAUCACCUUACCUGAGGAAUUCCAUGAUUUUGAUCAGCCACUGCCUGAUUUAGAUGACAUUGAUGUGGCUCAGCAGUUCAGCCUUAACCAGAGUAGAGUGGAAGAAAUUACAAUGAGAGAAGAAGUUGGAAACAUCAGUAUCCUCCAGGAAAAUGACUUUGGUGACUUUGGGAUGGAUGAUCGUGAAAUGAUGCGUGAAGGUAGUGCAUUUGAAGAUGAUGACAUGUUAGUGAGCACUAGUGCUUCUAACCUUUUAUUGGAACCUGAACAGAGUACCAGCCACCUGAAUGAAAAAAUCAACCACCUAGAAUAUGAAGACCAAUACAAGGAUGACAAUUUUGGAGAGGGAAAUGAUGGUGGUAUACUGGAUGACAAACUCAUAAGUAAUAAUGAUGGAGGUAUAUUUGAUGAUCCACCUGCCCUCUCUGAAGGAGGGGUCAUGAUGCCAGAGCAGCCUGCACAUGAUGAUAUGGAUGAUGAUGACAAUGUAUCAAUGGGUGGACCAGAUAGUCCAGAUUCAGUAGACCCUGUUGAACCAUUACCAACUAUGACUGAUCAAACAACACUUGUUCCAAAUGAAGAGGAAGCUUUUGCUUUGGAGCCUAUUGACAUCACUGUCAAGGAGACAAAAGCCAAAAGAAAGAGGAAGCUGAUUGUUGACAGCGUAAAAGAGCUGGACAGUAAAACAAUUAGAGCCCAGCUAAGUGAUUACUCCGAUAUUGUCACUACUUUGGACCUGGCUCCACCCACCAAAAAAUUGAUGAUGUGGAAAGAGACUGGAGGAGUAGAAAAACUUUUCUCUUUGCCUGCUCAGCCUUUAUGGAACAAUAGACUACUGAAGCUCUUUACACGUUGUCUCACACCUCUUGUGCCAGAAGAUCUUAGGAAAAGGAGGAAAGGUGGAGAAGCAGAUAAUUUGGAUGAAUUCCUCAAAGAUUUUGAAAAUCCAGAGGUACCCAGAGAGGAGCAACAGCAACAGCAGCAGCAGCAGCAACAUGAUGUUAUUGAUGAACCUAUUAUAGAAGAGCCAAGCCACCUACAGGAAUCAAUCAUGGAAGGCAGCAGAACCAAUUUGGAUGAAUCUGUCAUGCCGCCUCCACCACCUCAAACAGGAGUAAAACGAAAGGCACAGCAAGUUGAGCCAGAACCCGUGUUACCUCCUGAACAGUUGCAGCAGCUGGAAAUGCCACCUGUAGAACUUCCUCCAGAAGAGCCUCCAAAUAUCUGUCAGCUAAUACCUGAGCUGGAACUUUUGCCAGAGAAAGAAAAGGAAAAGGAGAAAGAUAAGGAAGAAGAAGAGGAGGAGGAGGAAGAAGAUGCUACAGGGGGUGAUCAGGAUCAAGAAGAAAGAAGAUGGAACAAAAGAACUCAACAGAUGCUUCAUGGUCUUCAGAGAGCUCUUGCUAAAACUGGGGCUGAAUCUAUUAGUUUGCUUGAUUUGUGCCGAAAUACGAACAGAAAGCAAGCUGCAGCAAAAUUCUACAGCUUCUUGGUACUUAAAAAGCAGCAGGCUAUUGAGCUGAAGCAAGAGGAGCCUUACAGUGACAUCGUUGCAACACCUGGACCAAGAUUCCAUAUAAUUUGAAUGUCUCAAUGGAUUAUAUAGCUAGUGUUUAUUUCACUAGUACAAAUGCAUUGCCCCCAAUGUGUAGGGCACAUAAGACCAUUACAGAAAAUUUAGAUUUUUUUUUUUUUUUUUUUUUUUUUGUCUGUACAAAGUAUCUCUUGCCCCUUUUUAUAUUUUUAAUUUACCAUCUUCAUUUUAAGGGAAACUGCUCGGGUGGGUUUUGUUUGUAUUCUGCUAGAGUAUACUCUCCAGAAACCCAGAUAGUGAUUUUUAACAGUUCAGAGCAGAUGUGUGCAAUAUUGGUGCAUGUAAUGAUGUUGAGUUGCAAUGAAAAGUCAUGAUUUGAUGUAUCUUAAUUCUCCAUCAGUGCAUUUAAAAAAUUAACCUCUGGGAAAAGCCUGCCAACCUCAAACCAUCAAGUACCUAUUAUAUAUAGGUUACUUGAUUUAAAAACAUACAUACAUACAUACAUCUGCUUUUCAAAGAACAGAAUUGGAUUUUUGCUCUGGUCUCUAGCUGUCUGAAAACCAUGGUCAAAUUUUCCAGCAAUUGGUAGAUUUAAUAGUUCCUACAACAUUAGAGUUGGUUUUAUAGCACAUAGAAAAUCUUUCAAUGAUUUAGCAGGAGGCUAACAUCUCUGCAGAGCACUUGAUGAAACAGCCACCUGAGAUGAAUGGCCAGAUUUAUUUAGGCUAAAAGCAUUCCCAGUGUUCUCUGAAUCAUGUAGUUCAAAUCCAUGUCAUUCUAGCUCAUUGUAGAGAUACCAUCAUUUUUAUUAUUGCAUUGGAGGCUUGGUAUGAUAACCUAUCAAAACAAAGGAUUUAGUUUCAUUGUAUGAGCACUGAAGUCAGCCUUAUGACUUCAGCAUAAGCAAUGGCAGAUUUUCAGAAUUAAAAAGGAAUUUUAGCUACAUGUAAUAAAGUAUAAAUCAAGCCUUUUAAAAAAAAAAUAAGUUUUUAGAUAAUGAACCACUUAUUGGCACAUUCAAAUCAUGAAAAUAAUCAAGGAUUUAAAAAAGUUUUCAGAUAAUGAACCACUUAUUUGGCACAUUCAAAUCAUGAAAAUAAUCAAGGAUUAAAAUACUAUAAAAUGUCUUAUAUGUCAAAGGGGCAGACUAAUGGGAAGCCACUUACCUGAUUUUACUUAUUAAGCAGAAGAUGCUAUGUUAACUGUAAUGGCUUUUCUGAUAUUUAUUAUAAGUCUUAGUAUUGAUCUAUUUUUCCAAUACUGCACACUCCUGUGUUUGGACCUUUAUUUUAAUAGCUUUGCAAGAGAAAAUCCUGCACCUGGUUUCCUAUAAUUUAAAAAACUAAAAGAAAUGAAAAAGCAAAAAAAAAAUAAUAAUAAUAAAUAAAUAAAUAAAUAAAUAAAGUAAAUAAAUAAAUAAAGGCUUUAUUGUUAACAGACCAGAUAGAACCAGAAAUUAUGUGAAUAUGUUGAUUAUCAAAACAUGUCUUAACUUUUUUUAGGGCAAAAUUACACUUAAAAGUUCUGGCAUAAAUGUUGGCACUUUGGUGGAAAAGAUUAACUUUUGAGACUCAGAUUUCCAUAUAUACCCAAUAAUGUAAAAUUAUGUGAAAUGUUUUAAAAAUUUGUGAGACUGCAUAAUUACUGUUUUAAUAAUUCAAUUUCUUGAGAAAGGUAAUUGUAUAAAAUUGCUACUGCAGCUUUAUUUUCAACAUGACGUGCCUGUAAACCAUGGAAUUCCCCCUUUGUAAAAAGACAUUGUAGAUAAUUUGAAUGUUUAAUUAUAGAAAGGUCAUUAGUUUUCUUGUUACACAUUUUGUUAGUCUGGUUUUUGUUGCUUAUCAGGUUUAAUAUUGUUCUUGAAAAUAGUUGAUGCUGUGUUAUGUAUAACUUUUCUAAUAAAAGUUGUGUUAUAAGCUGUA